Hypoxylon trugodes is the source of this 1577-nucleotide messenger RNA. RefSeq names its product initiator tRNA phosphoribosyl transferase. The record is from RefSeq and is a predicted model, not a curated record. Gene Ontology annotation, biological process: charged-tRNA amino acid modification. Gene Ontology annotation, cellular component: cytoplasm. Bases 98 to 1483 code for a protein of 461 amino acids. Gene Ontology annotation, molecular function: tRNA adenosine(64)-2'-O-ribosylphosphate transferase activity. The transcript has a single exon. NCBI's taxonomy places the organism in Eukaryota, Fungi, Ascomycota, Sordariomycetes, Xylariales, Hypoxylaceae.
GUUUCUAAUAACUUCUUUUUCUAUAUCACACAGCACAUAUCAUUAUCUUCUAUAUUGAUUCGACAAUUGCUUGACCUUUGCUCAAAUAUAUAUAUUCAUGGCUACUACUACAGCAGAACUCAUCUUCUCGCCACAGGCAAACCACAAUUUCUCACGCAUUCUUGGUGACUUGAAACGAUCAAAUCUCUCCAUUACCAAUCGUCUGCGCUCCAUACGGGAAGAUGCAGAUUUCGUAUCCGAGGUGGCUGCUGCAUUCGGCCGCCCGCUGAUCGCUAACGAGCGCUGCGGCAGCUGGUACAUCCCACCUGAAAACAAAGCUGGGUCCGGCUAUUUCAAAAGCACGGACGGUCACACUGGGCAGUGGAGGUUCAGCACGCGACGCCUGAACUUACAAUUAUUGGGCAUUAUCGGUGAUAAUGAUGGAUGCGUCAUCGUGGACUCAACGAGGAGGGGAAAACGAAUGCCUGAUGCUCUUAGCAAGACGGUGCCGAUUUGGUGUUGUGUAUUGAAUCAUGUUUUAUUCCCAGAUAACCUGGGGUCUCAUGAGCUCUUUACCCCUCCUAAUGUGGUCUCACGAUCUGAACAUGCUCAAAUCGAAGCGAAGAUUCCCGAACAUGUGGAUUCUCUGAAGGCUCUGAAUAUUGAUAUCGAUACCUUGCGUCAACAGAUAAAGAAACCUCUUAGGCCGGUAUGGAUCACCCAGGAAUCGCAACUUAUCACAACGGAUGAAAUAUUCGAUGACUUCCACCCUGUCAUCUGUUGUACUAGCUCGCGUCGGGUUCUUGGUGGAGAGAUGAGUGAGGGUGGCUACAUACAGGGCGCUGGCGAUGACACUGAGAAUUGGGCAUUGGGCCUAACCCCGCCCGUGUUCUGGCACCAUGCAGACACUCUUUUAUCCACCCCUGAACCCGACCUGUCUGAGUUGGUCCGCUCACUGGUCUCGGAUCAAGACAAAUACACAGAUUCAUCAAGCCUUAAACAGGUGGCUCCGUACCUAUUCGUUAGUAGUUUACCCCUUGAAAAUCAGUCGUCGUCAUCAACAUGCACCGUUGCUAUCCGCUCCAAGACAACAGACCCAGGCUUAUGGGUCAAAAGUCCGUCGCUGAUGGAAGUAGGCGUUGGAAAGCAUAGGGUGGCUAGUCGAAAUUUACGUUCAGCUCUCCCUAAUAUUAGCGACUUCGUACAGCAAUUUAUAGAACGAACAGCAGACUCUGACUCCCCCGAAAAUUCAGGCGUCAACCCCUCUGAACCCAAACGGAUAGUAAUAGCCUGCGAAACUGGCAAAGACCUAUCUGUGGGAGUUGCCCUCGCACUAUUGUGCCAAUAUUUUGACGACAAAGGCAAUUACAAUCUUAAUAUACCGCCUACUAGUCAAACGAAGAACAGUAUUCGAAUAAAACUUAGUCGCAUCAUGACGAAUUUCCCCGAGGCGAAUCCAUGCAGGGCUACUUUACAGAGCGUUAAUAGCUUCCUUAUGGGCUAGAAGUCCUGCUAUUGUACCCCAAAAAUGGCGCCUAUACAAGCGUUUAUGGGGCUUGGACACCAGCUAUAAACGGCUCAUGAUCGCCACAGAGUAA